CCAUUUCCGGCCUGCGUCGCCAUCUGCUUUCUCGUCCUUCUCCAAUCUCCGUGUUGUUGUUCCCGGUGACGCGACGGAGGUGUAGCCUGACGCGGGCUCUUACGUGUCGGCCAGAAUAAAAGUGGAGCUCCGGAGGCCCAGGAGUGACGAAGGGAGUCUGUAUCGCUCAGCCCAUGAAGAUGGAGUCGGUAGCGGAGGCUCAGCAAGGGGUGGAGAGUGCUGUGACCGAGACGGAGAACCAGCAGAUCACCCCGGCACAGAUCGCUACUUUGGCACAGGUAUCCAUGACAACAGGCCAUCCCUCAGCAACAGGUCCCACGGUAACGCUGGUCCAGCUUCCUAACGGACAGACGGUUCAGGUCCACGGUGUCAUCCAGGCUGCACAACCUUCUGUUAUCCAGUCCCCACAGGUCCAGGCUGUACAGAUCUCCACCAUAGCAGAAAGUGAGGAUUCACAGGAGUCAGUAGACAGUGUGACUGACUCUCAGAAACGCAGAGAGAUUCUGUCACGACGUCCCUCGUACAGGAAAAUCCUGAACGACCUGUCAUCCGACGUGCCGGCUGUCCCUCGUAUCGAGGAGGAAAAGGCCGAGGAGGAUUCAUCUGCUGCGGCUGCCACACCCGCAAUUACCACUGUUACUGUCCCCACACCCAUCUACCAGACCAGCAGCGGCCAAUACAUUGCAAUCACACAGGGCGGUGCCAUUCAGUUGGCUAAUAACGGAACAGAUGGAGUGCAGGGACUUCAAACUCUGACCAUGACCAACGCGGCAGCGGCUGCCCAGCCCGGAGCCACCAUCCUCCAGUAUGCACAGACCAGUGACGGCCAGCAGAUACUGGUUCCCAGUAACCAGGUGGUGGUCCAAGCUGCCUCUGGUGACGUCCAGGCCUAUCAGAUCCGAGCAGCCCCUGCAAGCACCAUUGCCCCCGGGGUGGUCAUGGCCUCUUCCCCUGCCCUCCCGACGCAGGGUGCCACUGAGGAGGUCACCCGCAAACGGGAGGUCCGCCUCAUGAAGAACAGAGAGGCAGCUCGUGAAUGUCGAAGGAAGAAGAAGGAGUAUGUUAAGUGUCUGGAGAACCGAGUGGCUGUCCUGGAGAACCAAAACAAGACACUAAUUGAAGAACUUAAAGCCCUUAAAGACCUUUAUUGCCAUAAAUCUGAGUAGUUUGUGUCCUGAGCCCCGAGCUGGGCCAAGUAGCGUAUCGGUUCCUUUCAAAUACUUUGACUGUUUGAGUCUGCCUGUCUGACCUUCCAGUUUACACACGGCUGGCUCUUUUUGACGAAGUCGCCCUACUUCAGUUCUGCCUUUACUACUCUUUCUUCAGUUGGCUGUCAGAAUAAUACAUUUAAAAUACGCAAUAUCUUUGCAGGAUUAAUACACUGAGAACACCCGUGCAUUCUCACAUCGAGAUUUGAUGAUAGAUGGUGGCAAAGUGCAAACUGAAACUUUAUGGUUUAAAACAGUAGCUACAAUCCUGUGCAGCAUCAUUAAAAGGGUAGAAUCAGCUGCUGACAUCAGGUAAUAUGUUAUUUCACGCACCUUUAUUAGUGGGGCUGCAUCUUAUUGUCGUAGUUUGGUGGCUAAUACCCAUAUAACUUAGCAUACGAUUGAAUUCAUCGUGGUCUUUGUGGAGGUGCUUCACUGGAAAAGGUUGACAACAAAGUCCGAUGAGCCCGAGGAAAUAUUAUCCUCAUACAUCUUCUUUAAACAACAAAAAGAACCUUUCUGUGGUUCUUUUCAACCAUCAUGGCCUCUUCUUGUUGUCCUAGUGUGGUCAUGCAAAACUGUGAACUCUCAGGCCAUCCUGCUGGUUCAAAUAGUUCACAAUGGUUUAUUGAGGUAAUAAGUUUGCCACCUAUGCUCAUCUCAGACUUCAAGUAUUUAUUUAUUUUUUUGUUGUUGCAUUUACGGUUUGACUGUUGAAAAGCUGUCUAAGGCUCAUAUUUCAUUGGCCCCAUUGGACUCCAGUAAAGCAUUUGUGUUUACUACUGUAUGUAAGCAGUAAUGCCUGAUAAGCUGUGCUUGAAGCAUCGCCACUGCUGCUAUGGUAGCCUACAGUUUAAUUUACCUUGCACUCUGAUUUAGAACAGUAGUUAAACUGUAGGCCUGUAGAACUAUGUUUGAGGUGUCCUGAUGUAUGAUUUCACAGACACCUGCCAAAUAUUCAUGAAUAAAUAUUUUUGUGAUGCCACGUUGUAACUUUACAGUCACGGGGGUGAGUUCAGUUAUAAACCGUAUAGGGUACUGGCCACGACUAUGACAAGAAGACCCAGCUCGUAGACAAAAUUCUAAAAAUCUUUUGCCUUUGAUAUGAUCACAAUUUACUACAUAGAAAUUUUCAAAUAAGUUGAUAUUUUUCCCUGCUGUAUGCUACAUUUGACAGUGCGUUCAGAACAUACUUAAUCUUAAGACAGUUUGUGUAACAGUUAAGACUAGGACGUGACCUUUCAGGCAAGCUCAGUCAGUUGCAGCUAAAGGCUUUGAAUGAAUUGUGAAUCUCUACUUGAUCCACAUCCUGAUGUGAACCAACUUUUCAACAAUGUGACCAUUUGUGUCGGGGACUCUACAACUAAUUGGGCACAAAUACGUAAAUUUUUCUAUUGCUCUUAAAGAUGCUACCAACUGCCGAUCGUGAAGGGACUGGAACUGAUUGCCACAGUCGUGUCCGUUGAGAAGGGACGUAUUGUAAUGUGACAUCACACUUUUCAUUUCACUCAUUGUUUUUCUGCUUCUCCACAACAGACGGUUGAAAGAGCUGCUGUUAGAAUAAGAUUGUUAGCAGGCAGAAGCACAGUUUUAAAGAAAGACUGCUGUUUUCACAACCUGGGGUCUCAUUUUGUUAGCUUUGGACAACACUCCCAUUAGUUAUGGUGACAAUUUAAUCGUGAUACCUUAAGUCCAGUAGGGCAGCAACACAAGAGGCCAUUUUAUCUAAACAAAAUUAUUUUAAAGUGAAAACAAAUCCGAGGGCUAGUUAUUCUGGACCUGGCUUUUGCAGGAAAAAAAGACAAAGAAAACUUUGCAGAAUUACUUCUUUGUUUACAUUGACUGGCUGUACUUGAUGAGGUACUGCGCACAAGUCAUUUUUCAAAGCAAAGUGCUGUUUUAAUGGACACUCAUGUGUGUUUGUGGUAAAAAUAGCCCGGGGUUUGUUUAUAACUCCACCUAUUGUGUUGCUCACUGCGUCCCCCAGAUAUCAGCAACUGCUGAGUAAGAUUUUGUUUCACAACAGAUGAGACUGAUUUUCUAAAAGAAUUUAAAAAAAAAAAAAAACUGAACAAAACAAAAGACCCAGGUUGUACAAAAAUGUAUUGAGUAAUUUUAACAGCAGAGACAAAGAUGUUUUCCAAGCAGUAAAUUUCAGGUCAAGCAUCAUCUCCUUGUGCCACAGUCAUCUGUCAGUCUGUUGUCAAGAAUGACCACCACGAUCAAAGUAAUCAAUUUUACAUGAUAAUUCAUUUUACAGUGUUUUCCAAUAUUGUGUCUGUUUUGCAAUGUCUGUUCAAUGGUGGUAAAAUAUGGAUUCCGACAACAAGCGAGAUUGCAGAGCCAUUUUUUGUUGAUAUGUAGCAGAUUUGAUUCUUUGUGAAAUCUACAGAAGAUAUAGGCUACGGAUACAUGACUUUAACACUAAUAAUCCAUGACAAUGUGCGUUCUAUUGAAAAGAGAUCACCUUUGUUGGACUGCGUGGUUUUUGAGAAAAUACAUGUACGUAUUUGUCUGUUUAUUUUUUUAUAUUACUGUACAUAGACUCUACAGCAUGUGUAGACCUCAUGUAUUUCUGUUUAUUUGAUAUGAAAAAUGUUCUUAUGGCUUGUAUGAAACAACUUUGCAUAUUUGUAACAUAAUCUAAAUGUAUAAUAGAGGACAAUGUGUGUAUUCAUGUAAUCCACCAGGCCUACCACCAUCAUGGCAGCUACAUUUAUGAAAAAAGGCCUUUGUUGGAGAUGUUAUAUUUUGGAGUGCUGUACUGUUUAAGAUUGACGGUGUUUGUUUGUAGAGAAGAGCGAGUCUUGUGAGAGCAGUAGGGGUCAAUAACUUACAACAGUUUCAAAAUUAACAGUUUUGGUUGUUGGAAAAGUGCACAGCAGAGCCCUCGGUGGCUUCAAACUCAGCCACAUGUUUGUUUUUAACUGUAAAUGUAUUUUUAUUUCAUAGACCUGCACAGAAAUGGCUCCAUCUGUAACCUCUUUUAUAUAUUUCAAUUCAUCAUAUGAAAGAACAAGUUUUCUUUCCACUGGAGCCCUUUUUUAUGUAUAUUUUAUUGUGCUUUGUCUGUUUUUAUUUUACUACAAAGUUACAUGAGAUUUUUUUUUAAUUUCUUAUUGACAUUGGUUCCAGUAGUAAGAUAUACUGUAUGUCAGUUAAUCAAUCCUCUACUCACAUAUUAGCUAAUUUCAACAGGAAACUAACCUGAAUCCUCUCUAAACAAAAAAAAUCUGAUGUUUUGGAGUGAAAGAUACCUUCUGGUAUUUUGUUA
Messenger RNA from Xiphias gladius (swordfish), 4482 nucleotides. It is a transcript of the gene creb1b, whose product is annotated as cAMP responsive element binding protein 1b. Gene Ontology annotation, molecular function: cAMP response element binding; DNA-binding transcription factor activity, RNA polymerase II-specific; protein binding. The transcript is spliced from 8 exons. The coding region runs from base 174 to 1166 and encodes 330 amino acids. The record is from RefSeq and is a predicted model, not a curated record. Gene Ontology annotation, biological process: regulation of transcription by RNA polymerase II. NCBI's taxonomy places the organism in Eukaryota, Metazoa, Chordata, Actinopteri, Istiophoriformes, Xiphiidae. Gene Ontology annotation, cellular component: ATF4-CREB1 transcription factor complex; nucleus.